Molecule: messenger RNA, 1631 nt
Organism: Styela clava
Lineage: Eukaryota; Metazoa; Chordata; Ascidiacea; Stolidobranchia; Styelidae
Product: peptidyl-prolyl cis-trans isomerase NIMA-interacting 1-like
Cellular component (GO): cytosol; nucleus
Molecular function (GO): protein binding; peptidyl-prolyl cis-trans isomerase activity
Source: RefSeq, a predicted model, not a curated record
UGUUUCUUGCUUUGUUUUAAGGAAUAUUGUAGAUAAAACUAGUUUAUACUGGUUUGAACCAGUUAAAACCAAGAUAAUCCAGCUGUGAAUUGUCUGAUUAUAUCUCAAGCUAUCUGACAACAGUUUGUCUUGUUUAUCAUCCCAUGCAAAUUGGAGCAGACGAAACCAGUCUAAUCCAGUAUGAGCGAGUCAGAACCGGUUAGUCCACUUCCAGAUGGUUGGAUAAAGAAGGAAAGCAGAUCAUCAGGGAGACAUUACUAUGUGAACAAAUACACGAAUGCGAGUCAGUGGGACAGACCAACCUCAGAAGCAGUGAAACCAGCAAGACCAGAGACUGUCCAUGCCUUCCAUCUUCUCGUAAAACAUGUAGAUUCACGUCGGCCUUCAUCGUGGAGAGAAAACACGAUAACAAGAAGUAAAGAAGAAGCUUUGGAUAUUUUGAAAGGUUAUGAAGAAGCAAUCCGAAAUGAAAAUGCUCAAUUUGAAGAUCUGGCUUCAAAGUAUAGUGAUUGUAGUUCUGCUAAGAGAGGGGGAGAUCUGGGCAAAUUCUCAAGAGGUCAAAUGCAAAAACCAUUUGAAGACGCUGCCUACGCUCUGAAACCCGGAGAAAUGAGUGGACCGGUAUUCACAGACUCUGGGAUUCAUAUAAUACUUAGAGUUGAAUGAAAUGACUUACUUAUUGAUGUCAUCAGGGUCAAAGGUCAAGUUCAUUCAACUGUGACCAUAUCAUUGUGUGCCAUAGCAAUUCAAAACUGACGCACUGAUUGGUUGUAACUUUGAGUUGCCAUAACGAUUCAAAACUGAUGCUCUGAUUGGUUGUAACUUUAUGUUGCUAUUAGCGACUGAUAAACAGUUAUUGCUCCCCUUGGAACAGCAUAUGAACAUAGUAGAAAUAGUUGUUGUGAUCAAAUUACUUCUGUAUGGAGCUAGAUUAUUUAUACUAUUGUAAUAAUACAGUGGUUCCCAUCCCUUUCUACACCAGUUUACUUGGUAAUUGUGGGUGUCUUGAACAAUCAGAAUAUUGGUUAUAUUGAAAUCAUUUUUAAAAUUCGAGCUAGGUCUUAUUUUCGGGACACACAAUAGCUAUUCAUUGAAUACUGACAGUUUUACUGUUAAUUAAUAUUAUCCAUCAACAUCAAAGACGUUGAUUCAUCUCUGAGAUUUUGAAUUCUCCUGGGAGUUUGAAACAAAUGACUCUUUUGUCUGAUAAAAAAUUCUAGCUUUUAACAAACAUGGGGAAUAGAUAAACAAUUAUCAGUUUGAUUCAAGAAAGAGAAUUUCAGUUUAAGGGUUUGGAGACAAAAGGUCGAAUGUAAAAAUCUCGGAUACUCCAGAAGUAUGUGCACCAAGAUGGCGGACACCGAAACGUAGUAUGUGUACCAGGACAGGGUUAGGCCAUAAUUUCAGGUAUAAAUACUACGGGGAGUCACUUGGCUAGUCCCCGAACUCCCAAUAGAACUAAAAUUGAAAUAAAAUCAUUGCCUAACGCUAACCUGGUACACAUACUACGUUCCGGUGUCCGCCAUCUUGGCUCACAUACUUCUGGAGUACCUAAUCACGAAAUCCAAUCUCUGAAAAAUAAGUAUGCCGGAUGAACAAGCCUAAAUAUUAAAAAUAUCUGAUAUUAUAUC